Aspergillus ruber CBS 135680 is the source of this 1602-nucleotide messenger RNA. RefSeq names its product histidine--tRNA ligase. Gene Ontology annotation, biological process: mitochondrial translation. Bases 1 to 1602 code for a protein of 533 amino acids. Gene Ontology annotation, cellular component: mitochondrion; cytoplasm. NCBI's taxonomy places the organism in Eukaryota, Fungi, Ascomycota, Eurotiomycetes, Eurotiales, Aspergillaceae. The record is from RefSeq and is a predicted model, not a curated record. The transcript is spliced from 2 exons.
AUGCCGAAGGACAACAAGAACACGUUCAAUCUCAAGACCCCCAAGGGCACGAAGGAUUGGUCGGGCUCCGACGCCCUCCUCCGCGAUCGCAUCUUCAACACCAUCGCCGAUAUCUUCAAGCGUCACGGUGGAACAGCUCUUGACACCCCCGUCUUCGAACUGCGCGAGAUUCUGGCCGGAAAGUAUGGCGAAGACUCGAAACUCAUCUACGACCUUCAGGACCAGGGUGGAGAGAUUUGUUCGCUCCGAUAUGACUUGACCGUCCCCUUUGCCCGGUGGCUCGCCAUGAACCCCGACGUCCGCAGCAUCAAGCGUUACCACAUUGCCAAGGUCUACCGUCGGGAUCAGCCUGCUGUCAGCAAGGGUCGGAUGCGUGAGUUCUACCAGUGCGAUUUCGAUAUUGCUGGUUCCUUCGAUGCCAUGGUUCCGGAUGCGGAGGUUCUGAAGAUCGUCACCGAGGUGUUUGAGGGACUUGGUUGGCAGGGACGUUACAGCAUUAAGACCAACCACCGCAAGAUCCUCGACGGAGUUUUCGAAGUCUGCGGAGUGCCAUCGGACAAGAUCCGCCCUAUCUCGAGUGCUGUCGACAAGUUGGACAAGAUGCCCUGGGCUGACGUGCGCAAGGAAAUGGUCGAGGAGAAAGGUCUUGACGGUGCAGUAGCAGACAAAAUUGAGACCUAUGUGGUCCGGAGGGGAGGACGGGAAUUGCUCAACGACUUGCUCAACGACGCAGCCCUGACCGCAAACGAGUUCGCCAAGGCCGGUCUGGAGGAAAUGACCAAUCUGAUGGACUACCUCGAGGCCUUUGGCGUCCUCGACCGCAUCUCCUUCGACAUGUCUCUGGCCCGUGGUCUCGACUACUACACCGGUGUGAUCUACGAAGUUGUCACGGAAGGCUCCGCCCCAGCCAUCCAGCAGACAUCCCUCCCAACAUCAUCCUCGGAAGCCCCCGAAGCCCAAAAAUUGCAAAAGACUGGCAAGAAGGACAAGUCCAAGUCUGGUAACUUGGAAGACGACGACCGCUCCAACGACCCCACAUUGGGUGUUGGCAGUGUUGCUGCCGGUGGCCGCUAUGACAACCUGGUCGGCAUGUUCCAGCCAAAGGCCAACAUCCCCUGUGUCGGUGUGUCGUUCGGUGUUGACCGUAUCUUCUCCAUCACCAAGGCCCGCAUUGAGCGCGAGCAGCGCGCCGAGGCCCUGCGCAGCAGCGAGGUGGAUGUCUAUGUGAUGGCCUUUGGCGGCAAGGGCUUCACCGGUAUGUUGAAGGAGCGUAUGGACGUCUGCAAGACUCUGUGGAACGCUGAUAUCAAGGCCGAAUUCUCCUACAAGGUCAAACCUAAACUCCCCCAACAAUUCAAGGCCGCCGAACAGGGCGGUAUUCCCUUCGGCAUCAUCCUGGGCCAAGAUGAACUUGCCAACGGCAAAGUUCGCGUCAAGGAGAUGGGUCUCGAGGAAGGACACCCCGAGAAGGAAGGUGUGUUGGUGGACCUCUCCUCGCUGGUCGAUGAGGUGAAGGCUCGCCUUGCGCGGAAGAGUCAGUCAAAUGUGGAUGCCCUUGUGCAGCAGCUGGAGGGCACUAAGACAGAGGAUGCUGGUAUUUAA